Molecule: messenger RNA, 3629 nt
Organism: Protopterus annectens (West African lungfish)
Lineage: Eukaryota; Metazoa; Chordata; Ceratodontiformes; Protopteridae
Gene: FBXW4
Product: F-box and WD repeat domain containing 4
Exons: 10
Coding region: 390-1778 (462 amino acids)
Biological process (GO): SCF-dependent proteasomal ubiquitin-dependent protein catabolic process
Cellular component (GO): SCF ubiquitin ligase complex
Molecular function (GO): protein binding
Source: RefSeq, a predicted model, not a curated record
AUGGAAAAACUCCACUAUUAUACUGCGCUACAGAUGUUAAAAGAACAAUUAACUAUAAACCAACUAGAUUAUGCGCAUUUCAAGUAAAACAAACAAUUCCACCUCCACGCAUACAGAAUCAUUACUUCAGACACAAAAGGCACAUAAAACGGCAUAUCUGACAACGUCCUUAUUCUGAAAUAUGACAAUGCCUAUUUAGUUUGGCUAAUGCUGGAUAACUAAAAGUAGCUGUUUACGACAAACCGUCCAACUCUAAAGCAUAAGUGUUUGAUUGACAUAUCAAAAGCCCACGUGAUGCAAACGGUAGUCACUUCCAAAAAAAACUGUUAUGGCAUCUUCUACCAAGCAACGCAUGGCUUCCAAAACUUUCACAGCGUGAAAAUUCAAUCAUGACACAGCCAGCCAAGCGGAGGUUAAACUCAACCCGCACAAAGGAAAAGGGGAGCAGAAUUAACAAAGGAAGAACGAAGGCUCGUUACAGCCAAGGUCCGAAAAACAGGCCGUUUCCAGUCAUGACACACUUCCUAGAGUUACCGGACGACAUUAUCUUCGUGAUUUGCUCCUAUCUCGAUACCAAAGCUUUAUGUCGCUUAAGUCAAACCUGCCUCAGACUGCACCAUUUAACUAACUACGAUUCCGCAUGGAGAAGAAUAGCGAAAAAAUGCCUUAACACUGGAAUUACACACGAUGGUCUUGACCUAUUUUCUACCUUAUUCUCUAUAACUUGUAUUUCUAUCAUCUCCAAUCAAAGAGCUACUUCAUCAUCUGCUGUCUCUUGGAGAUUACAAUUUCCAAAUAUUUCUCUGAAAGACAGAGUAAAGGUGUCACAGAACUGGAAAAGAGGGCUGUACAGAGAAGAUGCACCUUUAAAGUGGAAAAAAAAUUUGCUGCCUUGGAUCCAGCUAGAUGGUGAUAUACUUUAUCUGUCCCAAGCUGCUGAUAUUAGGGCUUUUAAACUUCAGCCUGAGAAGUAUAGUUUGAAGCGAAAACCUUUGGUUGUGUACACUGGUCACAGAGAGGAUGUGUGCCGAUUUCUGCUAACCAGUUCGCAUAUUAUCAGUGGAGGAGGAGAUGGCAAGAUUAUUCUUCACCAAAAACUUAGUAAUUUCAAGAUUGAGUUUUCCGCUCAUGAGCAGGAAGUGAACUGCAUUGACUGCCUUGGAGGUGUCAUCUUGAGUGGUUCAAGGGAUAAGACAGCAAGGGUUUGGUCCCUGUCUUCAAACACCCUUGGCCAGUGCUUGCAUACCAUACCGACAGGUGACAGGGUUUGGUCAGCUGCUAUAAGCCCCAUCCUCAGCUCAUUUGCAACUGGUACAGCAUGCUGUGGCCAUGUGUCACCCCUAAGAAUUUGGGACCUUGAAAGAGGGGAACUACUUACAUGCCUUGGCGAAGAUUUUCGCAGAGGAGCUGGUAUCCUUGAUAUCUUGUAUGAAACACCAUUUACAUUAUUCUCGUGUGGUUAUGACACCUAUAUCCGAUACUGGGACACACGAGUUAGUACAACGAAGUGUAUGGUUGAAUGGGAGGAGCCUCAUGAUAGUGCUUUGUACUGCAUACAGACUGACAGAAAUAACAUGAUCGCUAGUGGCUCAGCCUACUAUGGAGUGGUACGACUGUGGGAUAAAAGACAGUCUUACUGUUUGCAGACCUUCUACUUGUCUGUACCAGUCAGCAGCCCAGUAUACUGCCUACGAUUCACUACUUCUCAUCUGUAUGCUGCUUUGUCGUCUGCCCUCCAUGUAUUGGACUUCAAAAGUGUAGAACCUCAUCAUUCCUAAUCUGUAAAGAAGAGACGUGUCUUAAAUAAAGUUGAGACAUGCAUAAUUACCUUUCAGACUACAACAUGAAACAGGAAGACUCCAGAAUCAUUUAUUAAAGGAUUAUUGGACUCCAGUUUCUUCUCAUCAAACCUCACACAGACACAAAAUAGAAUAACUUCAUAUUAAAUAAUAAAUGGCAAUCUGAACUCUACAAAAGGUUUUAAAUGGUGUCAGCUUAGAUGUUUACAUCAAAAACUGUAAUGCAAAGUCAGCUAAUGUUGGCAUUGCUACUACUAACGGGAUAUGUGAUGGAAAGAUCUGUUUAUUGUGAAACUGGCAUCAGCCAACUUUGAAAGACAUUUAUUUAUAUUCUGAAUUAGUUUCUUUAAUUUCUGAUUUUUAUUAUUCUGAAAGGUAGAGUUGCCUUUCUUGCUGAAGUAGAGAGAUCUUGUGACUUAAAUCCUACCCUCAAACAAUGCAGAAUAUGCAUUUUGAUGUUAUGUUGAGACUAAAGACUUAGUGUUGCAGAACUGUUGUUUUGGUUGGUUUAUAACAUACAAAGGCGUUUCAGAUAUUAUAGUGCAAUAUACAUGGGAAAAGUUACAUUUAUUUUUCUCCUAGUGUCAAGACAUUUUCGAUUUUUCCUGAUUCUUUUGUGAAACAGCUGCCAAAAUAAUACUGGUCCUGUGAAAAGAGGGAUAUAUGGUAACCUUGUGUGACAUUGAAUUUGGGGGGGGGGGGGUCUCUUGAUUUCAGUAUAUCCGUUAGGUUUUCUUAGAGGAACAGUCAGAUAAAAUUACUGCUGUUUAGAUUUGGCACAACAAAGUACUGACUUUAAUGUAUUGAUUGUAUACAAAGACCACAGGAAAGGAUACAUGCAAAGUGUAAAGCUCCUUCUCCUCACAUUCUAAAGGUGCUCUCCCAAAGUAUACCUUUGAUUCUCUGAUUUGGAAGGCUGGGAUCACUUACAGUGUGCCAGUUUGAUGUGGUUCUUUGCUCCCCGCAUUAGGGAUUAUGCAGACAUGAAGCCCCCCUUCCAUCUCCUUUAUAUGUGUACAUAGUAAAGAAAUAAUGGACUGGGCCCUUGAGAGCUGUUUUUGUGUGUAAUGCCAGCUAUUCCAUAGUAUUUUUGUAAGGGUUCCUAUUAUGUUAUCUAAAGAUAAUGUAAUCGAGCAGCCAAAACGGACACAUUUGGAAGUUUGAAUUGUGGGAUCGCAGUAUAGUGAAGAUUGGGAUAUUUGCCCUUUCCUCACUGUAGUGCGAUCUCAGAGUUGGAACAUAUAUUUAGCGAGGGGUGGGGGUGGGCAGCCCCCACAAUAAAAGUUUCAAAAUGCGGCCAUUUCGAUGUUUCGGCCAUUCGAUUACGUUAUUUUUUUGAUAUAAUAUGAACCCCUUUUUGUAAACCUUACCUAACGUUAUCACAAUUUAUUAUCAUGAAGAGUAAUUGAAGCAUCAUAAGUAAAAUAUUUUAAGAUGGAUAACCGUGCAUUUCAAGCUGAUUCAUUUUGUGAAGUAACAGUCAGGCAGAUACUUUCCAUAAUGAAAGCUAAGGAGGCACAAGCCCCCCAAAAACCAGAUCAUAUAAUAUUCUAAGUAAACAUGUAAGGUAGAUAUUUCAGUUUUAAAUAUGUGAAUUACAUUUACCUAUCAAAUAAGAUGAUGGCUAUGAAUAUUUAGAUGGAGCAACAAUAACUGUAAACAUUUAUUUUAGUUUUGUUGGGGGUAUUGCAGAUAAAAGAACUUAAGAGGAAAUAAAGCUAAAAAUUAAAAUAAAAAAAAAAUAAUCACUGGAAUUUCUUUAUAAUAUUUUAUAUAAAUCAUACAUGAAUAAAUUAUGUUCACAUCUUUUAAUCCUCACAGUUGCUUCUA